AGCUACCUGCUGCCUUGGUCACUCAAAACAAGUGAGAGAGCAGGGGAGGAGAGAAGGAACAGGUGCAGGACAGGUAGCUCCUUCUGGGGUUCUGACAGAGAGGAAGGAUCCCGCUCCUCAGUGCUGGGCUCCAGUGAUAGAUGGAAUGAGCACUUGCAAGCUCUUUUUAAUUUUCACUCACACGGCAAAACCAGGCUGCAAUGAAGUGAAGAAACAGCUUUGAAAGAAGAGGUGAUUUUCCCCAUCAGGUUUCUCUUCAAGGGAUGGCCACAUAGAGGUCCUACAGACAGCUCUCUGGACUGCCGCCCAUCCAUUGAAUGACUGCAUUUGAACUCAGGAAGCUGAGUUGCCUGAACCCAAAUUAUUUAAAGAAGAUUAGAAAGUGUCUACAUGCAGAACUCAAUAGCACAUUCAGACUCCUCUUGGAAUGACCCACGGACUGUGUGUGCAUCGCCUCUGAUACAGGUGGAAGCAACUGCUCUCUGGAAGUCCUUGCUUCUUCAGAAGUGUAGGUAGGAGAAGCCCAUGAGCAUGGGUUUUUGGCCAUUUGAUUCGUUUGGUUCUUGGAUGCUGUUGCUGUUGCUAGUGGCCCUUGCAUGCUCCAAAGCAUCUUCUGAUUUGAAUAAAUCCACAAAUUCCACCACCCAGCAUGGACCUAAUGCUUGGUUUGCUGCUGCCAGCUCAGAGCCUGAUGAGAGGAUAUCUGUUUUUGAGCUGGACUAUGAUUAUGUGCAAAUUCCUUACGAGGUCACCCUCUGGAUACUGCUAGCAUCUCUGGCAAAAAUAGGCUUCCAUCUCUACCGCAGACUGCCUGGCCUCAUGCCAGAAAGCUGUCUGCUCAUCCUUGUGGGGGCCCUGGUGGGCGGCAUCAUCUUUGGCACCGACCACAAAUCCCCUCCAGUCAUGGAUUCCAGCAUCUACUUCCUGUACCUCCUUCCACCCAUGGUGCUGGAGAGCGGCUACUUCAUGCCCACCCGGCCUUUCUUUGAGAACAUGGGCUCCAUCUUGUGGUGGGCAGGCCCAGGGGCCCUGAUCAACGCCUUUGGCAUCGGCCUCUCCCUCUACCUCAUCUGUCAGAUUAAGGCCUUUGGCCUCAGCGAUGUCAACCUCCUGCACAACCUACUAUUUGGCAGCCUCAUCUCGUCCGUGGACCCCGUGGCCGUGCUGGCCGUGUUCGAGGAGGCACGUGUGAAUGAGCAACUCUACAUGAUGAUCUUCGGGGAGACCCUUCUCAACGAUGGCAUUAGUGUGGUCUUAUACAAUAUAUUAAUUGCGUUCACAAAGAUGCAUAAAUUUGAAGACAUAGAACCUGUUGACAUUUUGGCUGGAUGUGCCCGAUUCAUUGUCGUGGGAUGUGGGGGAGUCUUUUUCGGCAUCAUUUUUGGAUUUAUUUCUGCAUUUAUCACACGUUUCACUCAGAAUAUCUCUGCCAUUGAACCACUGAUCGUCUUCAUGUUCAGCUAUUUGUCUUACUUGGUCGCUGAGACGCUCUACCUCUCUGGCAUCUUGGCGAUCACAGCCUGCGCCGUGACAAUGAAAAAGUACGUGGAAGAGAACGUGUCCCAGACGUCCUACACGACCAUCAAGUAUUUCAUGAAGAUGCUGAGCAGUGUCAGCGAGACCCUCAUCUUCAUCUUCAUGGGCGUGUCCACCAUUGGGAAGAACCACGAGUGGAACUGGGCCUUCAUCUGCUUCACGCUGGUCUUCUGCCAAAUCUGGCGGGCCAUCAGCGUGUUUGCUCUCUUCUAUGUCAGUAACAAGUUUCGGACUUUCCCCUUCUCCAUCAAGGACCAGUGCAUAAUUUUCUACAGUGGUGUUCGAGGAGCUGGAAGUUUUUCACUUGCGUUUUUGCUUCCUCUAUCUCUUUUUCCUAGGAAGAAACUGUUUGUCACAGCUACACUAGUAGUUAUAUAUUUCACUGUGUUCAUUCAGGGAAUCACCAUUGGCCCUCUGGUCAGGUACCUGGAUGUUAGAAAGACCAAUAAAAAAGAGUCCAUCAAUGAAGAGCUGCAUACUCGUCUAAUGGAUCACUUGAAGGCUGGAAUUGAAGAUGUGUGUGGGCAAUGGAGCCACUACCAAGUGAGAGACAAGUUUAAGAAGUUUGAUCACAGAUAUUUACGGAAAAUCCUAAUCCGAACAAAUGUACCCAAAUCAAGCAUUGUUUCUUUGUACAAGAAGCUGGAGAUGAAACAAGCUAUUGAAAUGGCUGAGACCGGUAUACUAAGUUCCACAGCUUUUUCUGUUCCCCAUCAGGCCCAGAGGAUACAAGGAGUGAAAAGGCUUUCCCCUGAAGACGUGGAGUCCAUGAGGGACAUUCUGACCCACAACAUGUACCAAGUUCGAAAAAGGACCCUGUCCUACAACAAAUACAACCUCAAACCCCAAACAAGUGAGAAGCAGGCUAAAGAGAUUCUGAUCCGCCGCCAGAACACCUUGAGGGAGAGUCUGAGGAAAGGUCACAGCCUGCCAUGGGGGAAGCCGACUGGCACCAAAAACAUCCGCUACCUCUCCUUUCCCUACAGCAAUCAACCGCUGAAAGCGAGAAGGGACACAAGGGCUGCCGAAUUCACAGAUGAUGACAGCUGCCAUCCCGGAUUCCCACCUGUCACGUUCAGUGUACAGUCUCGGACCAGGUCACUUCAGGAAAGAAGACAGGUGCAAGAAGCCAUCCCCAUGAAGAGCUUCCACAGAGGAAGGGAGGCAUUGAACUUUGAUGACCAAAGAACAGGCCAGAAAGAGCAUGGCGGUAGAGACAAGAGGGGGAUUUUAAAGCCCAAACCACUGUUUCACACAGUGGACGAGGAGUAUGCAUCUGGAGAGCAGAGCGAGGAGGAGGCCUCUGCGAUUGGGCCCAGAUGGACAGCUGAACAGAAACAGAAACACAGCAGGGACCACCACCAGUCCCACAGUCCUCUGCUCCAGAGAAAAGAUUUUUAAUGUCCACAGAUUGCCUCAGAAGUUUUCAAGAACCCAUCUUCCUAUUAUUGUGAAAGGAGAGAAGAAUUUUCAGAAAGAGGGUAGAGGAAAGCUAUUGAGUUUGCUUUUUUUUUUUUUUUUUCGGAAACAAUUAGUCACAUACCUAGAGGAAGCAAGAAAGAAGAUAUUUUGGAGGACUGGGAGCAAACCCAAGACUGUGUCACAUGCUUAACUGGUAUAUCUUGGUAGACGAAUUCCUUAUGGUUAAGAGCAGUUAAUCACUCCAGGAAUUAGACACUGAGAAUUCAUAAAAGCUUUCAAUCAAGGGCAUGUUGUUCAUGUUAUGUAUUGAUACACAGAGUGAUUGAUCAGCAACUCAUACUGACUAUAUGCACUUGCAACUCAUGAUCCAGUCAGCACUAGCAGGGUCCUUUGGAGUGACCUGACUCAACGUGUAGGUUUACAGAUGGGGAUCCCCUGUUUAAGGUCAUGUGGUGAGUGGUUACAUGGCCUCAAAAAUGGCUGCCCUCCCUCCCAAUUGAAUGCCUUGAAUUUUGAUUUUGAUAUUCAAUAUGCAAUAGCUGUAUUUCAAAGAAGAGAUUAAACUUUUAUAGCAUUGCUGCAUUGAUUCAGGAGCAAUGAUAGCAGAUGUGAUACGCAUGUCAGAGUUAAUCUGUGAAUGUCAGAAUAUUUAUUUUUAAAACAAAUAUUACAAACACAAUGGCCACAAAUAGACUUCAUAGUAAUGACACAAACAACAGGUAUGUAUUAGGUGUACAUUUUGCCACCAGGUUUGAACCCAUUUUAUAAUUUAGUCUUCCAUCAGCAUCAUCCCUAAACUUGACCUUGACCUCACACUCCAGAUCACCAAUUUUACUAGGCUACUUUAUCCUUCCUUCUGCCUUCCCCUCUUCCUCCUUUCUUCUCUUGUCUGGCUACCUUUAGGUUAAUAAGUACUUUCUGAGUAUUAAUUAUUGUGCCAAAUGCCUAACCUACAAUAAUCAAUUAACCACACAUCUUUCUAUCAUUCCUGGUUUUGGUGUCUUUACUGCCCCCAGCUGAUGUAGUUCUCUGCAUGGUCAUGAUCAGAGGCACCUGUUCCUUAGACCCGUCUUGCCCCCUUGACCCCUUGGUGCCCUGCAUCCAGUUGGAUGUGCCAUGGAACUUAUCUGUGAAUUCCACAAGUACAGGCAUGAAGUCCAUGGCCUGAAGGAUAGGGAGGAUGGUUUGUUCCUUUAAAAUUUCAUCCAUUUAUCAGUGUAUUUUUAAUCUCUUUUUUGUUUGCUUUUUUCAUUUGUUUCAAUGGUAUCUAUAUCAGUUACAUAGUGCCAUGGACACAGUAGAUUAUCUGUAAGGGUUGAACUGACAAUAGCUUUUUAUAGCUGAAAAGAACACUACCAAAGAUAUUAUCAGACAUUCUUAUUUUCCAGGUGACAAAAAUGAGGUCUUGAGAUGCUACUAGAUGUCAGUGCAGUGUCUGCUUCCCUUGGAGGAUGUGGACCUGUCCCAAUAACCUGUGGAUAGCAGUCACUGACUAAGGACAAAUGACUUUCCCCAGGAUUUCCAUUUUAUGGAGGACAUUCACUCAGGUUCAUGCUGCAAUGGUAGAAAUGGCAAUUGAAAAAGCCUACUUCUCUUUCUUUUUCUAAGCAUGAAAUAUAAUGCUAUGUGUUAGUUGUCUGAAUAUUUUGAUUUUAAUAGAAAUAAUACACUACCAAAUAACAGUAAUCAUUCUAAAGGGAUAGAAGCACGUGUGUAUAUAAAACUCAGGGAUUACAGGGUUUUUAUUUUUGUUCAACAAAAAAAUCAACAAAAAAUCAAAGCAAUGGAAAAAUCUUUAUGCCUCAUGAGAAGGAGGCAGUGAAUUCUGUUGUAGAUGGAGGUGCAG
This is a messenger RNA of Oryctolagus cuniculus (rabbit), 4804 nucleotides long. RefSeq names its product solute carrier family 9 member A4 (gene SLC9A4). Gene Ontology annotation, molecular function: potassium:proton antiporter activity; sodium:proton antiporter activity. Gene Ontology annotation, biological process: proton transmembrane transport; sodium ion import across plasma membrane; regulation of intracellular pH. Gene Ontology annotation, cellular component: plasma membrane. The record is from RefSeq and is a predicted model, not a curated record. Lineage: Eukaryota; Metazoa; Chordata; Mammalia; Lagomorpha; Leporidae.